GCUUCGGAGGAGCUCAGAAGCUGCUUCAAGAUCUGAUAGGAGCUCCUGCUGCAGGCUCUGUCCAAUCACAACACAAGAAUAGUGUGUAGUAGAAGUGUUGAGCUGUUAGGCAGCGUUGGAGCUCUGUCACUAGGAGGCGCUGUUUGUUCUCGAUACCUUCAGCACUGAGAGAAACGACACAGCAGAAACGGAGCUCAGUCUUCCGGCGAAAGAUGGGCGUGGCUAUACGACUAGAUCAGGUUGGAUCUACAGUGAAGGCCUCAGUGUUUGAUGUUGUGUUUCAGAAAUGUGCUCAGGUGGUAACAGGAAGUGAGGUUCCUCAGGUAAAGUUCUACUUGGUGAUCAAAAACUCAGGUGGAACCGACCUAUCACAGCUCAGUAUCCGGGACACCGUCUCUGACAUCAUCAGCGUGCAGACCAAUGGGAACGUGCAGGAUGGGAAAAACCAAAUGUUCAGCACCGACACACUGCCCGCUGGUUCCGGUUUUGUUGUUACAUACACAGCGAGUGUAAAAGGUAACAGGAAUGAAGUUCAGCAUCUACCAGCAUUCCUCUCCUUCUCUAACUCCUCUCAGAAUGAUGUUAAUUUAUUUGCUCCGGUGAGAUUCGGUCCUCUGAUGGCGAACUUCACUCUAAGAUCAAACAUCACUGAGAAGGUGUGUGUAGAUCACAAGUUACACUUUGCAUGGUUCUGUGUAGCGUUCCUGAGCUCCACCCUGCUGCUCCUCAUCACACUGAUCAUCUCCACCUGCUUCCACACCUACUGCUGCAUACACAACACCCACACUGCCCAGCCCACGAGGAAGCAGAGCUUUAGUGAAGGGACAGAGCCAGAUGAAGAGGUCUUUGAUGUCAGCGAAUUAGCCAAUCAGGAGGCUGCAUUUGAGGAUAAAUUCAUUGACAUCAUGACACUGGAGGAUCCACAGAACAUGUUACACGCCCUCAACAUGUUAGAAGUUCCCGUGCUGGUACGUGCCAGUGUGAUGGUGGAGUGUGUGCGGGUGCGGAUGCUGGAGGGUGUGUUCCGGAUACUGAUGUCAGCACUGGGCGUGUCCAGCAAGGAAGUGGGUGUGGUCAAUCUACUCACUCGUGUGACCGCAAUGGAAGAUCAGCGAGCACAACUCAACCCACACUGCAACAUGGACACACACACAGAGCUACAGAGAGACGCGGUGUUGUGGAGGAGAGAGGAGCUUCACUCCAUUAUCAGUGAAGAACUGGAGGAGGCGGCCAUGACAGGAGAAACCUCCAGAGCCAAUCAGAUUCUCCAUCAGUACUACACCUGUCAGAAUCAGCUGGAGGCGGUGCUUGAUGUGUUUGUAGCCAAUCAGAGAGCAGUGCUGAGUGAGUGUCAGGCACAGCGGGGGGCGGUGGUGCAGGGUUUACAGGAUCUGCAGCAGUCAGUGUACAACAUGUUCAGUGUUUACUCUCAGCACAUCAGCACCUGCUCCACCCGAAUCCACAGGGAGGGUGAGCUCUCUGAUCAGUGGUGUAUGGAGCAGUUGGAGCGUGCUCAGUCGAAGCUCCUGCGUGUGAAGCACAAUUUAGAGGAAACGUUGACUCGAGAACGAAGCUCCGCCCACUGUGACAUCAUCACAACCAGGCGACGACGCAUUGCUGAGACACUGUACCAGCACAUGUGUGAGCAGCAGAAGUUGGGGUGUGUAGGUGAGGUGGAGGUGGAUCAGUACCUGCAGCGCUGGCAGAAUCUCCUCUGUGCCCAAACUCUACACCUGUCAGAACUCAUCACACACCUGGACCAGGAGGCAGCAGCACAGAUUCGCAAGGUCUGGCUGUGUGUGCUGCGUGAUGCUGUAUUGGAGCUGAAGCAGAUUGACUCCGCCCUGUCUAAGACUUUGGAGGAGGGCGGGGCCCCACGCAAGCUCCUCCUCCAGCUGAGGGUGGGGUCAGUGGUGGGUGGGGUUAUGAGUGAAGUUGAGGCGGGGCUUGGUCUUCGUGAGAAGGAGGCGGCUAAAGCUCUGCGACUCACACGCAACAGGAUUCAGCGAAUCAGAGAGCAGGAACUGCAACAGCAGAGGGAGCGCAGAGAGAGGAUACACCACUACUACAGAAGUGUGUGUGAGGGUCAGUGUGCUCUGUCGGAGAAGGACGAACUGUGUGUACAGUUGGAGUGUGUUAAGCACAUGUGUCGACUGGAUCGCUGCUUGGUGCAGGGAUACAACAUACCAGCCAAUCAGAGCACAGCAUACCACCCUGACUCCUCCCACCAGAACAGUUUAACACACCCACAGGUGUGUGUGUGUGGGGACGGAGUGUGUGGGGAGGAAGUGUGUGUGUGUGGGGACGGAGUGUGUGUGUGUGGGGAGGAAGUGUGUGUGUGUGAGGACCGGGUGGUGAUGCAGGUUGUGUGUCUGCAGUGGGAGAAGGUGGAGAGGACGAAGCGGGUUCUGGAUACACACUCAGCCCUGCUCACGCUACACACACUCCUGCUACACACCAUCACAUCCACUACAGCUGCACUCACCGAGCUCUCACACACCUUACACACACACACACAGGCACUGGAGGAGGCGGAGCUUCAGCUACAGAAGGAGGGGUCUGAGUGGGAGGAGUCAGUAGAUGGGCGUGGUUAUGAUAAACUGUUGAGUCCUGAUUGUGAUGCUGAAUUAUUCAGAGUGGAUCCAGAGUGCAGUGUGACUGAGAUCCUGCAGGAGGUGCUGUUCAAGAGACAACGGCUCUCACACACACUUGCUGACAGGUGGAGGAUGGAGAUCAGGAGGCAGCAGGUGAUGGAGGAUCGGCGGGAAAAACUGGAACUGAAGAGACUCUACACACACUGUGAUCAGGAACUCCUCCUGGCUGCAGUCCUCAUCAACCUCAGUGGUGUGGGAGCACCGGUUCUCCAGCAGCUCCUGCGCCUCCUGCUGCCUACAGCACCUGAGGGGGAGAUACAGUCACUCCUACAAACCCUCGUUUCUAAUGCAGGGAGGGCAUUAGGACCCUGUAGUGAUGUGGUGGACAGACUGAGGCGUGAUGUUAUCAGCAGGAAUCUCUCACCUAGAUCUGGAUCAUACACUGACAGGAUGCAGAAGAAGAAGCAGAAGCUGCAGGAGAAGCUCUUCAUCACACCACGUCCCUCACAGAGCAGAUUCAUCACCGUUCAUCCUACAGUCCAGGAGGAACCAGCUGCUGCCGCCGGUGUGGUGGGAGGAGCCAGACCAGAGGGUGGGGAGGAUGUCGACCACACCCCUACUGUAGAAGAGGGCGUGGUCACCAAGGGUGAAAGACAGGAGCACACACAGACUGGCGCGGCCUCAGACGUGGUGGAUCCAUCCCGGCCGUCAGAGAGGCGCAGGAGGAGGAGGAGGGUUCUGAUUAAAAAGGGAACAGUAGCACCUCUAGAUCAGCCAUGAUGGAGCAGAUACACGCGCCUCAGUCUGAACAUCCAGCGUCGUUAUUCCUCAAUGAUUCAGUCCAGGGUUUGUCAUUUUUAACCUGUAUUAAAUUAUUCAUAAAUAAAUUAUUUUUUAUCUCA
This is a messenger RNA of Trichomycterus rosablanca, 3496 nucleotides long. Its product is annotated as limbin-like. The transcript is spliced from 21 exons. The record is from RefSeq and is a predicted model, not a curated record. NCBI's taxonomy places the organism in Eukaryota, Metazoa, Chordata, Actinopteri, Siluriformes, Trichomycteridae. Gene Ontology annotation, cellular component: ciliary membrane; plasma membrane protein complex. The coding region runs from base 213 to 3374 and encodes 1053 amino acids. Gene Ontology annotation, biological process: smoothened signaling pathway.